GUCUUUACAUGAUGUAAACAGAUGGAUAAACCAUGGGAAGCCUCCUGGUGCAGAUGUUGCAGCCAUAGUUGAUGUUGGUUCAAUUAGGCCACAAGUCAUAUUCACAAUAAGGUGGUCACCUCUCUUUAUCUAUGUAUUCACAUAAACAACUACUAUGCUAUUUGAGGUAGAUGUCAGAUCGGUUACGUUCCGUCAACAGACUCCACCUCCAGCUGAGAUAUUAUGGGUUCAUGUGUUGAUGUCCCUCGAACCGAUGAUGAUUGUUUUCAUGUGUUGACUUGAAACUUGGAUUAUGAAAUGCAGUUCGAGUGGGGAUCUGUAUGAAUUCGACAGGACUUCAAAGCCGAUGUGGAAGAAGCACAUAUGGAGCAAAGAAAUAACACAAGACACUGCUUUGACACCAUUGAUAGGCUGCACCGUACACCGAAGAACCAGAUCUCAUUCCGACUCGCUGCUUCUCUUGACCAAAGUACUCGAUCAAGAAACAUUUUUUGUUGUUGAAAUCUUCGAAGUUUUCUAAUCGAAAUCUACCAACUGUUACAGGGUGGGAACCUGGUCGAGAGAAGGCUACACCAAAGAAAAUGGAAAUGGGUAAUUCACGGGAGCCCGAGAGAUCAACACCUCACGUCCAUGACGCUUGUGACGCUGGACGAAACAUACACACAUCCGUUCUCUUUGUUUCUAACAACGGCUUCUGGUUCUGUCUUCGAAUAUAACAUCUCAAAACAAGAAGGUAUGCCUACAUCUUAAAUGUGACUUGUGUUUUAUACGAUCAACAAUAUUGUUUUUACACAAUGGCGUUACAAUAAGUUGUUAAGACGAAGUUAAACCAUCUAACAAGAUCGAUUGAUGAAUUUGGGAAAUCUAAUAGAACACGAGAUAUAUAGAUCAUCUUAUUUAUAAGACACUUCCGCCAUUGUGUAGAACACAUGAACGUUGGUCCUAAAACAUAAAAGUUCCGUUAAGUACUCUAUUAGGAUGUCCAAAAACGGUUGGACGUCCUAAAAUACCCAUUUUGUGUAGCGUCCAUUUGAAACUAAAUAUUGGAGAAAUGCAUCUUUGGGGCUUUCGACCAUUUCCACCUUCCGAAAAGUACCCGAUUUCGUGGUAAAAUUAUAUAUCCUCACUGCUCAUGUAAAGACAGGCAAUGCUCCAGUGAAGCAUGUUGAAGAACUUUGGGUGAAUCAUAUGCACCCUCCACAUACCAAAGUUGCCAAAGGCAUUGCAGGGCUGCAACUUCAAGUGGGUCGGCUCCUGUUUCAUUUGGACGACGGUCGGCUCGGAGAACUGCACCAAUCGAAAACCGGUGGUGACGGGGUUGGUCCAACCCCACCUGUAAACACACGGAGACGAAUGGCUACAAAGUACACAUGGUCAAUAAUAGAAUCCCCCGAGAGUGAAGGGUGGAAUGCCGAAUACUGCACCGAGGAUCGUGGUCCAUUGAACUGUUUCGUAGGCGUAAAAGAUGAACUCAAUGACGAAGGAACCACCAGGCCGGCAUCGAGAAGGCGAGCGGGAAAUAAAGCUCAUGAGCAUUAUUAUCUUGUCUCCCCUGCUUCUUCGAGAAGUAGAUCCCAAGAAGAGACGUACACAGACCCAGAAAGUGAUAUUAAUACAAACUUCCGUCUCCGUCUGAUGCACGAGGGUAGCUCGUUCUUCCUUGUAACUGAAAGCGGGCUAAUUUACGAGUUUCUGAAUGUUGAAAACGUGUGGCUUUGGGUUCAGCAUGAGCAUCAGAUGCCAAUGAAAGGCGCACUUGGAAGCUACAAUAGCAGCUUGUUUCUGGUAGACGAAAAUAACGAUCUGAUUAUUCAAGAAAGAGCCGGUAAUGAACUUGCGUGGAUAAAUCGCAUGGGUGCAAAGAAAGGAAGACAAGUUAUUGGAGGUAGGCCGUGGGAUCUACCUCCCGGAGAAUAUCCCAAAGUUACACCCGAAGACUCGCUCUUCUUCGUUGGUAAAACUGGUGGGUUGCUACAAUUAACGGUUGCGUUAAGGAAGUUCAAGUGGAAAGAUUGUCGAAACCCUUCAGAUUCAAAGAUAGCGAGUAUAGUAGACCAAGAACUGUUUAGAGAAAACCUCGUGUUUGUCGUUGGAAGAGACGGUCAGUUGUACCAAUACAACAAGGUAACGGGGCUAUGGCACCGACACUACCAGUCACAACACAUGGUGCUAUCGAAACAUCCAGGAACUGCUAUGAGGCCUUCGUCGCGAUCACUGACGGGAUCUCUCUUCAUGAUAUCAGAAGACGGUAGGCUCAUCGAGUAUCAUUGGAAUCCUAUGGAUGGUUGGAAUUGGGUGGAACAUGGAACACCAUCCCUUGGGGUCACGUUGGUUGGCUCGACUGGACCAUGUGUCGGAAGGAACCAAUUGUUCUUAAUCGGUUCGAAUGGAAAUGUCUACUUAAGGUACUUGGAUCAAGUAACUUGGAAAUGGAGUGACUGUGGGUUUCCAUAUAUGGGUAACAUCGUUGGCGAAAACUGCCAGGAGGAUAAAGUCUGUAUCGACCAUGAACUUCGAGACAAGACUCAUCUGGAGCACAAAAAAGAAGCCGACAAUUGUGAUCCAAAGGUGGCACCUACACGACCAAUUCCAUUUACGGAAACUGCGGUGAUAUUUGAGCUAAGAGAUGGCAGGUUGGCAGAAAUGCAAAGAACUGAGGAUCUACGAUGGGUGUGGUUGCGCACGAUAGGAACUCCGACAAGCCGUUGUAAUCUGAUCUACUGGACGGCUGUAGCAUCAUGAAGAGAGUUGACACGAAUACAUGAUUAGAAAGUCUAACCAUUGUACAUUUAAAGCAUAUAACAGUUUAAGGACACAAAGCAGGCUUACAACAGAAAACAAUAAGCUUAGCAUGAGCAUUAGCCAUACAUCCUGUAAAAUGCAUUAGCCAUACAUCCUGUAAAAAUGCAGUAGCCAUACAUCCUGUAAAAAUGCAGUAGCCAUACAUCAUGUGAAAAAAGUAAGUUUCUAAGUUC
Messenger RNA from Cynara cardunculus var. scolymus (artichoke), 2975 nucleotides. RefSeq lists its product as uncharacterized. The transcript has 4 exons. The coding region runs from base 1189 to 2742 and encodes 517 amino acids. The record is from RefSeq and is a predicted model, not a curated record. Lineage: Eukaryota; Viridiplantae; Streptophyta; Magnoliopsida; Asterales; Asteraceae.